AGAAGCAGCUUUGUAGCCCGUACCGUGAGCUGCAGCUUCCAUAUACAGUACAUCGAACAGGUGUUUGACUUCCAGCCUGGUCUUAUCUAGCAAGGGAAAGAAUAGUUUCUGUUUUCAGAUUCUGCCUUUGGAGUUUUCACCGGUGCUGCUGAUGUUCAUCUUGCCGUAUAAAUGUCAAUAAAAUCUUGAGUGAGCGUCCGAGAUAGACUCCGCUUGACGCAGUCAGUGUUCUUCUCCAUGUGGUAGUGUUUUCUUCAUAAUACGAUACACGCCCAAAGCGUUUUCAGUUCAAUCGAGAGAUGUUUGAUUUUGAGGUUGACGGCUUCUAUGAUUAAUUAAAGAGAAAUUAGAACAGCAUGAAAAUGCUUCGCUUUCGCAGUUCAAGUAUCAAGUCCUUAAGCCAAGAGAUCAAAUGUACAAUCAGACUGCUGGAUGACACUGAGCUACCUUGUAUUAUUCAGAGAGACACCAAAGGUCAAUUCCUCAUUGAUCACGUUUGCAAUCAUUUCAGCUUGUUGGAAAAGGAUUACUUUGGCAUUAGAUAUGUUGACCCAGAGAAACAACGGCAUUGGCUGGAACCCAACAAGUCAGUUGUGAAGCAAAUGAAAUCUCAGCCUCCGUAUACCAUGUGUUUUAGAGUGAAGUUCUAUCCUAGUGAACCUGUGAAAGUCAAAGAAGAGCUCACCAGGUAUUUAUUGUAUCUUCAAAUUAAAAGGGACAUAUUUCAUGGAAGACUUCUUUGCUCUUUGUCAGAUGCAGCUUCUCUGGGUGCAUAUACUUUACAAGCUGAGUUGGGUGAUUAUGAACCAGAUUUACACCCAGCGGGAUAUGUCAGUGAAAUUAAAUUGUUUCCCAAGCAAACCCAAAAACUGGAAAGAAAAAUGGAGCAGAUUCACAAAAAUGAACUAAGGGGACAGACAGCACCUGUUGCGGAACUAAAUCUGCUGCAGAAAGCUCAAACAUUAGAAACCUAUGGUGUUGAUCCCCAUCCAUGCAAGCCAGUGUUUACGUGCAAACAGGCUGCCGUAACUUCUCCAGAAGUGCGGCGGAGAGGGAACAGCUCCGAGGAAAGUCCCAGCCAAUGUUUCCAACAGUCUGAUUCUUCAGGAGCUACAACUUUCAUUGGAUUCACUGCCACAGGUUUUGUUGUUUUCCAAGGGAAUAAAAGGAUUCAUCUCCUAAAAUGGUCUGAUGUCAGCAAAUUGAAAUUCGAUGGGAAGACAUUUUAUGUUCAUGGUAUUCAGAAAGAGAAGAAAACUGUACUGACCUACCAUACAUCAACGCCAGCUGCUUGCAAGCAUCUUUGGAAAUGUGGUGUGGAGAACCAAGCUUUUUACAAGUAUGAAAAAUCCAGUCAGAUCAAGACUGUUUCCAGCAGCAACAUCUUUUUUAAAGGCAGGAGGUUUCGUUUCAGUGGAAGAGUUGCAAAAGAAGUUAUUGAAGCAAGCACCAAAAUUCAGCGCACCCCCCCCGAAGUUCACAGGUCGACACUUGCCCAGAGUCGGAGUUAUAAUUCUUUAUCCAAGCAGUUGAUAAUAAGCACUGAAACAACAAAAUCGUGGCUUCCAUCUCCUGAUGAAUCUGAAGAGCAAUCUGCCUUGGAUGGUGGAGAGUUUUUGGUGUUGAAUGAUGAAUCUACUUCUGAAGCAGAAAAGGAAAAAGAGCCACCAACUGAGAAAGGAGACAUGGGUGAAUUCAAAUGUGAGAACAAAGAGGAAAAUAGUGAUGAAGCUUUAACCAUAUCAGAAUUGGUGUAUAAUCCAAGUGCCAGUGUCCUGCCUACUCCUGUAGAAGAUCGUGGAAUUGACUUGCUUUUUAAUAGUCAUGAGUUUGGAAAUCAGAGGGAUGAAGGAAGCUUGUAUGAUGAGUUAGAUGCAAAUGAAACCACGCCUCUGAUUGCUGAAGAAGAAGAAUUAAAGCAAGUAAAACAAGUACUCACGAGCAGCUUUGAAUUGUUAACAAGCAACAAACAUCUGAAUGCACUCGCAAAGAGCUUUGUGAAACUUCUUCUGGUGGGGUUGGGCUUGAUGCUGUUUGCUUUCCCACUUCUUUUGGUCUUGCUGGAAUCUGACAUUGAUGCUUCUUUUCUGAGGGAAAUCCGGCAGACACCAGAGUUUGCGCAGUUUCACAAUGAAUACUACUGUCCGCUUAGACAGUGGUUUGCAUGUAAGGUACAUUACAUCCUUGAUAAGCUAGGCAGCACCUGAAACUACACCAAUGUCCAGCUGGACAAACAGUAACAACUUGUGACAACUUUGUCUCUGAGCAAAACAUAUUUCUGCUGUUUUUACUGUUUUUAUGUUUUGUACCUUUCUAAUGUGGUUAAAACGUAUUUCAGGAAAUUUUAUUCAUAUUUUGAGUGAAAAUUGCUCACGAAAUGAUUGAAUUGUAACGUGCAAAGUAAUAAGUGUGGCAUGAAGGAAUACUUUCUGAUAUUCCAUGGUUGUUGUAUUUGUGUAUGACUAUACAGCAUUUUGUUUCCACCUUUUUCAAGAUGGGUGCAAGAUUCCAAAUGGUCUAUACAGAUGAAUAACUAUUAUGGCAAUGGACUGUUUUUGUCUAUUUGCAUAAAAUGUAUUGACUGGGUUACAUGUGGUAAGAUGCAUGAUUUUGGAGGGUGGGCACUUGUUAUUUUCACAGGCUCUAAAAUCAAAUCAACAUUUAUUUAAAUUUAUUUAAGUAGAAAUUAUCUGUAAUAAUGGGAAACACCAAACUGAUUUGGGGUAGAUUUCCAUGGAGGUUCUUCCACUUGUUUAUUGUAACUGGGGAAAAGUUCAACAGAAUUUCUCCAUUCCAUGGAAAUACACCCUGCUAUCAUUAAACUCUACAUUAACUGAAGAUGUUUUCAGAUAGGAGGAUACAUGAAAUGAUGAAUGUUUUAGCAGUAUAAAGUUGCCAAUGUUAGACAAGCUGCAAGAAAAUGUUGUGUUUGAGUAAAUUCAGAUUGUAAAUUUUAAACAAAAGAAAUUGGCUCAGCUGUUCAAGUUCAUAGCACACAUUCACUUAAUUCACAUCAUUAUACAAACUGAAAGAGUAUGACAAGAUACCUUUAGAAUAUAGGAUUCCACAAGGCUUAAAUUUGCUACAUAUAUGUUAAAACCAUAAGACAUAGGAGUGGAAGUAAGGCCAUUCAGCCCAUCGCGGCCACUCCAUCAUUUAAUCAUGGCUGAUGGGCAUUUCAACUCCACUUACCCGCACUCUCCCCAUAGCCCUUAAUUCCUUGCGAGAUCAAAAAUUUAUCAAUCUCUGCCUUGAAGACAUUUAAUGUCCUGGCCUCCACUGCACUCCGUGGCAAUGAAUUCCACAGGCCCGCCACUCUGGCCAAAGAAAUGUCUCCUCAUUUCAGUUUUAAAUUUACCCGCUCUAAUUCUAAGGCUGUGCCCACAGAUCUUAGUCUCUCUGCCUAAUGGAAACAACUUCCCAGCGUCCACCCUUUCUAAGCCAUGCAUUAUCUUGUACGUUUCUGUUAGAUCUCCCCUCAACCUUCUAAACUCUAAUGAAUACAAUCUCAGGAUCCUUAGCCGUUCUUCGUACAUUAAACUUACCAUUCCAGGGAUCAUCCGUGUGAAUCUCUGCUGGACACACUCCAGUGCCAGUAUGUCCUUCCUGAGGUGUGGGGCCCAAAUUGGACACAAUAUUCUAAAUGGGGCCUAACUAGAGCUUUAUAAAGUCUCAGAAGCACAUCGCUCCUUUUAUAUUCCAACCCUCUUGAGAUAAGUGAAAACCUUACAUUUGCUUUCUUAAUCACGGACUCAACCUGCAAGUUAACCUUUAGAGAAUCCUGGACCAGCACUCCCAGAUCCCUUUGUACUUCGGCUUUAUGAAUUUUCUCUAUUUUCUAGAAAAUAGUCCGGGCCUGUAUUCUUUUUGCCAAAGUGCAAGACCUCUGAUUUGCUCACGUUGAAUUUCAUCAGCAAUUUCCUGGACUACUGUCCUAAACUGUCUAAAUCUUUCUGCAGCCUCCCCGCCUCCUCAGUACUACCUGCCUGUCUUCGUAUCAUCGGCAAACUUCGCCAGAAUGCCCGCAGUCCCUUCAUCCAGAUCAUGUUAACAUACACACUGUAAAUAGCUUAGCAACUUUUUAACAAAAGCGGACCAGGAGAUAAUUGUUUGAUUCAGGUUUGAUUCCCUGAGGCAGUAAACACUGUAGGCUGCUGCCUGCACAGCACUCUUCAUAGAUAUCAAGGAAGAAUUGGGCACACUUUGUGGGAAUUGAGGUGGCAGUGACAAACUUCUUGCCAGAAUCCUUAACUGCACAUAAAUAUCAACUAGUUUCUGUGUACAGGGACAAGUCAACUUAAUGGUGGUUGAAAACAACAUUGAUAGCAUGGGUUCAGUUCCUGUUUCAGUUGAAGCGGACUUGGAGUGUAUCUCCUUGCCCUACCUUGUGAGUGGAAAAACAAUGGCAAACCACAUUUGAAAGGAAACAGCUUAGAAAACAAUUCAGGAUGAAGCAUUAAUAUAUAAUGAUCUAAGAAUCUGUCUUCUGGCAGAACACACAUCACUCACUCACGCGCUCUUACUUUAGUCUCAAAUUUCAUAAAUUGAACCACUAAGGUCAAACAGUAAAGCAGUUUCCUUUUACCUUGCAAUGAAAAGAAAGAUCGGUCCAAGUUAGAAAGCUAAAAAUUAUUGCAGAAAAUAACGUAAAGUGUAAACAUAAUCCAAAUCUGCUUCAGCUGAAACGGAAAAAGCAACCUAUGCUUUUUAUGUUGUUUUCAACCAGCAACAAGGCGACUGGCCCUAGUAAACCCAAAAUUUGAUAUUUCUGGACAGACUAAGGAUAUUGGUGAGAAUUGUUUCACUACCACCUCAAUUCCCCAGUUCUUGCUUGAUAUCACUGGAGAAUGCUGUGCAGGGUUACUGCCUCAGGGAAUCAACCUAAAUCAGACAAUUAUUUUUAAGAUUUUAUAAUUAAGAUUUUCAAAUUAUUAUUUCUCAAAUAUGGCUGGAAAAAGCCACUUCUGACUACUGAUAAUGCUUAAUCAAUUGACUAUAUUCACUGCUAUCAAAAAGUAUAAAUAAGCAUCAAAAAGUAAAAACAAAAGGGGGAGGUGCUACCUUUGUGGUAGUAUCGCUGGACUGUUAAUCCAGAGACCCACAUAAUGUUCUGGGGACCUGGGUUCAAAUCCUGCUGCUGUAGAUGGUGGAUUUUGAAUUCAGUGAAUAUUUGGAAUUAAGAAUCUAAUGAUGACUAUGAAUAAGUUGGCAGGAGGAAACCAUCUGAAUCACUAACAUCCUUUAGGGGAGGAAUCUGCCAUCCUUACCUGGCCUACAUUGCCUUUGGGCAAUAAAUGCUGCCUGGCUAGCAAUGCCCUCAUCCUUGAAUAAAUAAGAAUAAAAAAGAAGUUUUGCUGCUAGCCAUUUUGAUAACAGUUGCAGUGAAAUGUAUUGUCAAAAACUUCUAAAUGAUAUUUGGAAAUAGUGUAUGCCUCAGAAGCCUGAGAAUUUCUUUUAAUACACCUGGGAUGGAGGGCAUUAUUUAUCACUCACCCUAAUUGCUUUCAAGAAUAUGAUAGCGAACCACUUUCUUAAACUGCUGCCAUCAGUGUGGUGUAGAAGACCCACUGUGCUAUGAGAGUGUUUUUAAGUCAGUUGGAUGUUGUUUAAAGUGGAUGUUGCAGGUGGUGGUGUCGUAUGCACUUGGUACCUUUGAUUUUCUAAAUGGUAGAGAUUGCAGAUCUAGGAAAUACUGUUGAAGUAGCUUUCACAAAUAUUGCAGAGAAUCUUGUGAAUAGUGCAGACUGCAGUCAUGUUUGGUCAGCAGUGGAGGGAGUGAGUAUUUAAGUUGGAGUGGUUAAGGAGUGUCAGUCAAGUGGGUUGCUUUAUCACGGAUGUUGCUGGACCUUGUGUGUGUUUUGGAGUUGCACUUAUCCAGGCAACAGUCCUGACUUAUGCUUUGUAGAAUGUGGACAUGUUUUAGAGAAUGAAGUGGUAAGAUAACAGAUGCAUAAUACCUAGCAUCUGACUUGGCUUGGUAAUAGGAUUUAUGAAGGUUGCCCAAUUAAGCUGUGGUCCAUGAUGAGCCCACAAUUUUGAUGGUGUGGUUUUCAGUGAUUGUAAUGUUUUUGAUUGUGAAGAGGAAGUGGUUAGAUUUUUUUGUUGAAGAUGGUCAUUGCCUGGUAUCCACAUGGUAUGAACAUUAUUUGCCUCUUACCAGCAUAAGUUUGAAUAUUGUUAUGGUAGUAUUUUCCCAUUGUAAUAGUAUCACACAUAAGCAAAAAAGACAAAAUACCACUUCUGUCAUUUUUAUUGCAAAUGUGUGGCAGAGGUUUUAGGAUUUACAAGUGGAAGAUACUUUUCUUGCAGUUAGACAUUAACUGUCCUAUCCAAAUAACUAAAACACAACAGCCACUUGAUCUGUGUUAUGGGAAAUGAAACAUUUAAAUGCACUCAUGAAUUAUGAUUCAUGAACAGGUGACAUUAUUCCAUGCUUGAAUACGUUUACAAUUUAUUUUGCGAAAUCAGGAGAGCAUAGGCUAUGAUUUACUGUUAAAAUGAAUAGACAAAUAAUUAGCUAAUUCUUGACAAUGAAUUUCCCAGAUGCGUUCUUUUGAAUGUCAUUCCCUACUAACAUAGGAACAUUAAAUCACCUUUAUCAUAUUUUACUGUAAUCUUAUAUUAAUCGCAGAAAAAUAAACAAUCGCUUUCCUCUACAUUGUAGUCCUAUGUUGUGAAUCAGCUAGGAAACAGUCCAAGUAGUAAGUGUAAUCCAGUUGCAGGGAAUCUGAAGCUAUAACAUUGUCCACCUGAUUUUACUUUCUAUUUAUGUAAGAUUGUGUGAUUUUCAGAAUUUCAUAUCAAUCCAUUCCUGUCACUUUCCUGCCGGCUGAAUUAUAAGUUUACCGGUGUCUAGUGAAAAAAAAACAAACAGUAUAUCUAUUCAGGGAGUAAACUAGCUCUGUUUCUUACUUGUUAAAAAAAAGAAAAAAUUUGUUCAGCCCUCUAUUGAAUAGCUUCAUAACUGAGUUAAGAGAGAAGCAAAAUGACUGUUCCUGGAGGCUGGUUGGAGUGCAAUUAGAAGUGUGUUUUUCUGACGAAUGUUAGAAACUAUUAAUGCUUUUGCCAGUCAAUAAAACUUGCACAAUAAAACAAAACUUAUUUAAACUGUACGAGUACAUUGAACAAAUAUUACCUUCCUACUACCUUAGUGAGUGUGUCUAGUGAGUAACUGAACUACACAGGCCAGGGUUCUUGGCUAGGGUUGAUUUAAUUAUUCUAACGCAGGGUGGCAGAAUGACUGCUACAAUUGAUUUCAGUCUGGCAGGAGAAAUUUGAUUGUUUCUGGUCUUGACUGUUAUACACUGACCCCUACUGGAGGUUAGCAACACCUGUACAGCUGAGGAAAGGAUCCGAAUUCGAUUAAUUUGAGUAAUUUGAAUGGCAUUGGAGGGUGCCACCUGUAGAACUGUAGUCCAUCAUUAAAUCAAUACAAAUAGAAAAUUGUUGAUUAAAUUGACAAAGAAAUUAUUCCAUCAGAGGGUCAUUGACAGUAUAGCGUUCUAAUUUAAUAAUUUGCAACGGCUAGGAACAGUGGAAAUGUCAUCUUAGCCACUGAAUUAGAUUACAGUUUUAUAGUUAAUUCUCAGGAAUUCACAAUCCUGCUUAAAAGUUUAGAGAAUUGAACAGUAAACCUUUGAAGUUUCAUUAUUUAUAACAGUAACAAAUUGCAUUUGUUUCACCUAUAAAAAAGUAAACUCAGGUUAAAGGCACUUUGCAGGAUCAUUAUCAAACAAGAUACAUCAAGAUAACAAAAACCUGGUCAAAUAGUAGGUUUUAUGGAAAAACAUAAAAGGAGAGAGAGGUGGAGAAGUUGCGGGAGUGAAUUCCACAGCUUAGAACCUACACAGCUGCUGAUUUGACUAUCAGUCAUGCCACUAUCAAAGCAAAGAUGUGCAUGGAAAACUGAAGAGAUCGAGAGAUUGUGAUGGGCUGAAAGAAGCUAGAGAAAGGGAGGGACGAGACUUUGGAGGAAUAUGAAUUUGGCAAUAAGAAUUAUGAAACAGGUGUAGACAGACUGGGAGUCAAAGUAGAUCAGCAAACACAGGGCUUAGAGGUUAGAGUUGAAUAAAACUAGACGUAAGUAAGCAAAUAGGCAACAAAGUACUUAUUGGCUUAUCUUCAUUCACGGAUGGUGGAAAGAAGGAGGCUGGCCUAGAAAUCUUUGAUUAAAGACUAACUAUAUUUCUUCUUGCACAGUUUAAAAUAUUUCAGAAUUCAAACAGUGUCUCAUUAUUAUUUUGGCUGCGGUUGAGUGAAUAUUAUUUUAUUGGGUUGUUUGUCAGAUACACUGACUGUUUGAGGUAGUUGCCUAUUGACAGAAGAACAUUAAUGGAACUCAACCAGUCAAAUCAAAGAAUGAAAUAAAUAGUCAUGACUAACAAAACUGUUAUUGACACAUUGCAAUCUGUCCUUGACCAUCCCUGCAACCUUGGUGACAGAAGAUCUUAAAGCAGACUAUUUCAAUCUUGCACUCAACUGGUCUUAAUCUACAAAUAAAAUUACUUCAUUAAUUACUGAGGAAUUCAAUAGGAAUGAAUCAGAUGUGAUAAAGGAGUAGAGCUAGCCCAUUUAGCCCACUGAUUCAGCUCUGCCAUUCGAUCAUAGCUGAUCAAUUUUUCAAACCCAUUCUCCUGCCCUCUCCGCAUAACCCUUGAUCUCCUUACUAAUCAAGAACCUACCUAUCUCUGUCUUAAAUACACUCAAUGACUUGGCCUCCACAGCCUUCUGCGGCAAUGAGGCCCAGAGUCACCACCCUUUUGCUGAAGAAAUUCCUCCUCAUCUCAGUUCUAAAGGCUUGUCACUUCACCCUGAGGCUGUGCCCCCUGGUCCUGGUUGUUCUUAUUAGUGGGAAUAUCUUAUCCACGUCCACUCUAUCCAGGCCUCUCCGUAUCCUCUGUUUCAAUUGGAUCACCCGUCAUCCUUCUAAACUCUGAAUACAAAGCCAGAGUUCUCAAUCUUUCCUCAUCCUCCAGGGAAGACUUGUAACCUUCCUCUGGAGACCCUCCAAUGUCAGCACAUCUUUGCUUAGAUACAGUGCCCAAAACUACUCACAAUAUUCUAAAUGUGGUCUGACCAGAACCUUAUACAGUUUUGGCAGUACAACUCUCCUGUUUUCUAGCCCUCUUGAAAUUAAUGCGAACAUUGUAUUUGCCUUCCUAAUCACCAACUGCAUGUUAAUCUUUAGAGAUUCCUGAAUUAAGACUGUGUGCUUCAAAUUUUAGAAACCUUUCCGGAUUACAAAAUAGUCUACAUCUCCUCUUCCUACUAAGAUGUAUAACGUUAUGCAUUGCCACAUUGUAUUCCAUCUGUCACUUCUUUGCCCACUCGCUAAGCAUGUCUAAGUUCUUCUACUGCUGCCCACUUCCUCAAUGCUGCCUGUCCCUUCAACUAUCUUUGUGUCGUCUGCAAAAUUAGCAACAAUGGCCUGAGUUCCUUCAUCCAAAUUGUUAAUGUAUAACUUGAUUAGUUGUGGUCCCAACACAACUUUAUGUAGUUGAAAACCAAACAACAACCUUUAGUAAUAGAGUGUCCUUAGCUUGUUAGAACAUCCUAAGGGACUUCACAGGAGUACUAUAAUAUAUAUUACAGUGAGGUAUUAAGUCAGUUGACCAAAAGCUUGAUCAAUGAUGCAUGUUUUAAGGUGUUCAUUUGAAGAGUUAAGUGAGAUCGAAAGACAAAGAAGUGUAGGGCUUAGCUGACUGAAUAUGCUGCCAAUGAGCAAUUAAAAUCAGGAAUGCUUAUGAGGCAGAAUGAAAUGAGCAUGUAUGUUUCGGAGAAUUGUAGGGCUGGAGUUGAUUAUAGUCAUAGAGAGGGAUUGCUUAUGUGGAAUAUAAACAAAGGUGAGAAUAUUAAAAAAUAUGUUGAUUUUUUGAAUCCAGUUUAAGUCUGUGCAUAUUGUGAUGAUGGAUUAAUGGGACUGAUAUGUAGUUUUUGAUAUUGAAAAAUGGUUAGGUAAGAAUAGGUAUUACUGAAGUCUGUUACAAUAUAUUUAUGGUAUACCUUGCUUCUUCAAAACUUUAGGCAUAAUAGUUGGGUAUAACUUACAGGAACCUUUGCCAGUGACCCUGGUUCUGACUUGCCUGCUAAUGCUUCACUAGCUUCCACUGGCCAUAUAAAUCAUAUCACAAAUUUCAACAGAGCAGGGCAGGCAAUCGAAGUGUUUGGUUUGACCAGGAGUAUCUCUGAUGACCACACACCAAAUCCCAUUGACAAGCAGGGACAGAUAAAUUCCUUUGUUUUGAGGUCCUUUCUGUGCCUUUGCAACCGGCAAGUCUGGGAUUGGAAAAGUCUCCAACCCCAAAUGGCCAGCCUAUACUGAUCUGGAACUCUUACAUGUGCCUGCUGAAGUUAUUGAGGGAAUAGUACAAAUAGCUCUACACUGAAUCAAAGAUGUCUUCAAUUCCCACUCAAGUGCCUAAUUGAUAUUAGUAUAUAUCACAAUAGUAUGUUAGUUACUUUAAACAUGAAAAGUCACUAUUUAUAUACUGUUUAUACCUCAACGUUUAUAAUUAUGAAGACUGAAAGGAGUAGCAAUGCAAAUCAUGGUUACAGCUAGAAGAUAUUGCUCGCCAGAAGCAUGAUCAGUGAAUAAGGAUGACAAAAUUAUAUCAAUUUCUCUGACCCACAACAUCCUAAUUGGGUAUAUGGAUGCCUGCUUUGAUCCUGUUUGUAAAAUACAAAAUGUCUCUCUGCCUUCAAUUUGUCUAUGUCCUCCUAUUAGUUUGAAAAUUAUAUUCAUGUUUCCCAUCCAACAAUCCCAUAGUCUGAACUUUAUUAUCUGCUGAAAAAUGAAUUCCAUCUGAAUCUCUUCCCAAUUCAAUAUUUUGCCACUAACUUUAUCUUUUCUUUUGUGGAACACAAAUGUAACAUUGUUGAUGCUCUUACAUGUGAUCAGUGUCACUCUCUUAGAUUAUAUUCUUCAGCUCUGCUUAUUUGUCUGAUAUCUGCGUUGAUAGUUGCAAUAUUAGGCUACCUAUUAUACCCAAAUGUUUUUCUUGGCUCAAUUUAAUUACUGACAUAGCCUGAAUUUUGUAAUCAAAUUUACUACUUUCUUCUCUUAAAUAUGUGUUAUUGCGCCUUCCACAAUAGUGUGCCUUUUACCCUUCACUUAUCAAGCUGUAAAGUGUCUGUAGAGACCUCUGAAUCUUAUCUCCGUUUUGCUUCUCUUUUCUACUGAAGACAUAAAUCUAAAGGAUAAAAUACCUAAAUCAUAUUUCUGAUAUUUACUUAAAAAGGACAACCUGUUGUUCAUCUGCUUCCACACUUGAAUUUCAUGAGAAUUUUUUUUUAAAUCACAGAAGCCAGUAUUUUAUUCCUUUGAUCUCCAUGAAGAUUGAUUUUUUAAAAAAAAUUAAUUUCCCAGAAACUGAUGGAAACUGAGGGAGAAAAGAUAAUAUUGUAAGACGAUUACUGUAACAAUUUAGAAUCAAAAUUUAUUAAACAAUACGUAACAAGUUUUAAAAAAUUAUAUAACUUGACCUAACAAUACAUCAAGUGAAAGAAAAGUUACUUUUAUAUAAACUAAUACAAUUGAAAUAUGUCUUAUGAAAACCUAGUACCACAUUUUGGAAGAUAUGUAGUAAUUUAGCAACCAACCCAUAGUUAGUCCUAGUGCCCAGAAGGAUCACUUCUACCUGCCACACCAAGUUGAAACUUGUGUUCCUUGACAAUUAUUUCAUUCCCAGUCUUAGUUUUAUGGAUCUGAUGACUCUCCGUUCAGUUGUCAAGAGAGUCGCCUGUUCUGUUCUCUUUGAUCUGAACAGAAUCAGAACUCACAAGAGCAUCCUACUUAUUUGAUAGCACAAAACAGUCCAUCUGCUUUCUGACAGUAGUAGCUUCUUUGUUUCUGCAUCUCAAAAACUGCUGUGAAUAGAUGUCAAAACUGAUUCCUGCCACCUCUGAAAUUGCCUCCCAUAUACAGUACUUCCUGUAGAUACCAAUUCCAUGACUUAAAGCAAAUGGCUGCUUUCAACAUAUCUCAAUUAAGCUAACAUCACAAACUAAAUUAGUGAGUACUUUAAGGGGGAAAGGAAGGUGGUGAAUGGGGAGGUUGUAAAAUAUGGAUUGCUUUGUUGCUCAAUCUAACUUUUACAAAUAUAUUUAAUAUUCUAUAGAAUUUUAUCUGGAAAGUAUUCAAUAAUAUAAUUCAGUUAAGUCACAAACAAAACAUACUCAAGAACCGGUUCAACAAUGAUCAUUUUGAAGGCAUCAUUAAUAAAUUAAUAUGAAGUUAAAUUAAGAAAUUUAUUUAUAGAUUUAUUUCUAGAUUGAAUUAAUUUAUAGAACAAUAAAAGAGAAAUAUUUGCCAGAUUUUUCUGAACUUCAAAGUCACGCUAACAAUAUUUAACUGUUAUUUUGAUUGCAAAGACACCAUCUGUCUUAAUAUAAUGACUGAAGGGAUCAAUUCAUGUCAAUUAUUAUCUUGCUGCAUCACUCAUUGACCCCAGGUAUUUAAAAAAAACUUUUGUAUUGGUCUGGUGCCCUUGUUCAUUUCCAUGUCCAUUAUAGAAAUUUUUAAUAUUAGAUGGGCUUUUCUAUGCAUAGACUAAUUAAACAGUUAUUCCUAUUGAUGGACUGUUGUAAUAAAAUUUCAAUUCUCUUUAGAUGACUUGGUUAAAUGAAAUAAUUAAAGAAAAUCAAUUGGCAAGUCAAACUAUAUAAAUACUUUAACAGCUUCACAAGCUGCUUAAAUGUUAUAUGUUCACAUGUGCUUAGAUAUAAAGAACGAACAGCAAUAAAAUGCUUGACUUUGGAUGACAGAGAGGCAAUUUAAGAAAGCAGAACAUUUUCAUUCACAACAUAUUCUACUCUCUAUACCAUCUUUGUUUCUGGGUGAAAUUGUAAAAUAUACCAAAAAUCGUGCUUACAAAUAUAACACUAUAUUAUUGCAUUCAUCAUGGAUUGUUUCCCCUUGAAAUUUUGCCAGGGUUUGUAAUUUAAUCAUUCAUACCAUUAAUGAAAGUUAAACGAACUGUUGAAAAUACAUAUAUGGGGAUCAUUUAUGUGAAACUAUUAAGAACUGUGGUGGAUAGCAGAGAUAGAUUUCAUAGUCUUUGUUCACAUUGUGAUGUUUUUGCUGUGAUUUGCAGUGUAAGUAGGCGUAGUUCACCAUUAACCAUUGCUUUGCCUGCUUUAAUAAACAUGGCUGUGGGAAAGAUGAAAGACAUUUACCACAACACAGUCAAUCAGACAGGAAUAAGCACUUGUAACUUUAGGCUACUAAACUUUGAGAAGGUUGGCAUUUCGUAUUUAUAUAGAAAUACUGACUGGAUUGUUUUAUUUGUUAAAACACCCAUAACAAAUCAACAAUAAAAGUAAAUUCAAAUAAAA
Stegostoma tigrinum is the source of this 13332-nucleotide messenger RNA. It is a transcript of the gene frmd3, whose product is annotated as FERM domain containing 3. Lineage: Eukaryota; Metazoa; Chordata; Chondrichthyes; Orectolobiformes; Stegostomatidae. Gene Ontology annotation, cellular component: cytoskeleton. The record is from RefSeq and is a predicted model, not a curated record. The coding region runs from base 357 to 2207 and encodes 616 amino acids. Gene Ontology annotation, molecular function: cytoskeletal protein binding. The transcript has 15 exons.